AUGCCGGUUCUCUAUAAAACCUUGAUGAUGGAUCUACUCGAUGUUGGUGAUCCAGCCUCAUCACUCUCAGUCAACUCUACCGCCUCUCUGAUACAUCCCAUAAUGUACUUUGUAUCCUCUGCCUUCUUACUCGGCUCGUUCGCUCUCCAGAGCGUCCUGGGUCGACCUGCCUUUAAUGAACGAAGUCAAGUUCUGGAGAGACAAUCUUCUGUUGACUCCUUCAUCAACUCCGAGAGCUCGGUUGCCAUAGAACAACUCUUGUGCAACAUCGGCUCUGAGGGCUGUAACGCCAAGAACGUAGCCUCUGGUGUUGUCAUUGCUUCUCCAGACACCCAAGACCCCGACUACUUCUUCACCUGGACCAGAGACGCUGCCCUAGUGUUCAAGUACGUUGUAGACAGGUUCAUUAACCAGUACGACGCUGGCCUGCAGAAGCGAAUUCAACAGUACAUUGCCUCUCAAGCUAAGCUUCAGGGCGUGUCCAACCCCUCCGGCUCACUCUCCGACGGCUCUGGUCUAGGAGAAGCUAAGUUCGAGGUUGAUCUUAGCGCUUUCACUGGCGGCUGGGGUCGACCCCAGCGAGAUGGCCCGGCUCUCCGAGCUACCGCCAUCAUCGCCUAUGCUAACUGGCUGAUCGACAACGGCUACUCUUCUACUGCCUCUGAUAUUGCGUGGCCGGUUAUCCGCAACGAUCUCAACUAUGUAGCUCAAUACUGGAACCAAACUGGUUUCGAUCUCUGGGAAGAGGUCAAGGGCAGCUCGUUCUUUACAACUGCAUCCCAAUAUCGAGCUCUCAUCGAAGGUGCCGCUCUAGCAAAGAAGCUUGGAAAGUCAGGAGACAACUAUGCUUCCAUUGCACCCCAAGUUCUCUGCUUCAUGCAAACUUACUGGAUCCCUUCUGAAAAAUACGUCGACUCCAACAUCAACGUCAACGAUGGCCGUACCGGAAAGGACGCAAACAGUAUCCUCACCUCAAUCCACAGCUUCGACCCUGCUCUUAGCUGCGAUGCUGCCACUUUCCAGCCAUGCAGUGACAAGGCCCUUGCCAAUCACAAGUCUGUUACCGACUCUUUCCGCUCGUGGAACAUCAACAAGGGUAUCUCGCAGGGCAGUGCCGUCGCUGUUGGACGUUACAUCGAGGACGUCUACUACAACGGAAACCCUUGGUAUCUCGCCACCCUCGCCGCGGCAGAGCAGCUCUACGAUGCUAUCUACGUCUGGAAGCAGAAGGGAUCUAUCACUGUCACCGAUGUGUCCCUUUCCUUCUUCAAGGAUCUUGUCUCUGGCAUCUCUACCGGAACCUACGCCAGCGACUCUGCCACCUUCAAGAGCAUCACCGACGCUGUCUCCAAAUAUGCUGAUGGAUAUGUCAGCAUCGUUGCAAAGUACGUGGGCACAAACGGCGCCCUUGCAGAGCAGUUUGACAAGAACGACGGCCACCCCCUUUCUGCUACGGAUUUGACCUGGUCAUACGCCGCUUUCCUCUCAGCCGCUGAUCGCCGUGCUGGUAUUCUUCCUCCUUCUUGGGCGAGCGGUGCAGCUGCUGUUCCUCAGCAGUGCGGAACAAACACUGUCGCUGGCUCAUACUCACUUGCUACUGCGACUUCGUUCCCGGCAUCGCAGACGCCCAAGGGUGGUGUCCCAACCCCUACAGGCACUCAGCCAGCAAGCUCGCCCACCUCCACAAGCUGUGCUAUCGCUACAUCUGUAGCUGUUACUUUCCAAGAGACCAUUGUCACCAACUUCGGCGAUACCAUCAAGAUUGUUGGCAACAUCGCUGCUCUCGGCAACUGGGACACUUCCAAGGCCGUUGCCCUGAGCGCCUCUGACUACACCUCGUCGAACCCCGUAUGGAAGGCCACCAUCUCGCUCACGGCAGGACAAGCUAUUCAGUACAAGUACAUCAACGUGAAGAAGGAUGGCUCCAUCACCUGGGAGAAGGACCCUAACCGCACAUACACUGUCCCCCAGACCUGCGCUACAAAGGCCACCCAGUCUGACAAGUGGCAGUCCUGA
Messenger RNA from Fusarium sp. VM40, 2016 nucleotides. Lineage: Eukaryota; Fungi; Ascomycota; Sordariomycetes; Hypocreales; Nectriaceae. The record is from the annotation of a GenBank genome assembly.